This is a messenger RNA of Stegodyphus dumicola, 351 nucleotides long. RefSeq names its product histone-lysine N-methyltransferase SETMAR-like. The record is from RefSeq and is a predicted model, not a curated record. NCBI's taxonomy places the organism in Eukaryota, Metazoa, Arthropoda, Arachnida, Araneae, Eresidae.
AUGCUAGUCUGUGUUGAUGCUGCUGUUAAGGAAAAAUGUCAAACUGAGUUCUGCUGCAGAAAGGUAACGUUCCAUCAGGAUAAUGCAAGACCACAUGUGUCUGCGUUCACUGGCUGGACUUUGUACGAACUUGAAUGGGAUCUUUUGCUACACCCACCAUAUAGCCGUGGCAUUGCUCUUUCAUACUUCUACCUUUUUUCACAUCCACAGCUACAUCUUGCUAGCUUUCAUUCUGCGCAGGACGUCCAAAAUGAGGAUCAUCUAUUUUUGGACUCGUGGCCACCAAGUUUCUGGGCUGAAGGCAUUUUAAAACUACCGAAACUGACAGAAAAUCAUACAUUUGGGUGGUGA